AGACUGAACCGCCUUUUUGUUAGCGUACACGAGGUGAAGUGAAGUCAGACAGGCAGACAGACAGGCAGACAGACAGGCAGACAGACAGGCAGACAGACAGGCAGACAGACAGGCAGACAGACAAGCAGACAGACAGACAGGCAGACAGACAGACAGACGAAUAGGAGCCGACGGUUUUUCUUAUUGGCUCGCGACGCUUUGAGAGGGCGGCAGUGACGUCACAGCUCCACUGGAUCUCUGUGCUUCAAUUGGCUUAAGAUUGUCUGCGUAUGCGGGUGUUUUCACGCAGGUCCUGUAAUCCCUGGGUCGGCUGUUUGCGGCAGGGACGCGAGCUUUUAGCUGUUCGAAGGACGCCAGAAGAAGAAGAAGAAGAAGAGAGAGAAAAGGAGAUAAAUAAUAAACAGAAAUAUACACCAUAAACAUUGGUGGGGAAAUAAAACCACACGAAGGUGAUGGUGGCUCCUCAGUGGGAAACAUCCGAGCAUCUUGUCUGGUUAAAACAUUUUAAUGUUUUAUCUCCGAUCAUUUCAGUGCUGAAGCAAACACACCCAGGAGAACAUGUCCGUCAUAUUCAUGUCCAAAAAGAGGAAAAUCUCAAGGCCUGAGAAAAAGCCUCAGUCAGGAGAUCCAGAACUGAUGGAAAAAGUGGUUGCAGCAUGUCACGCUGCUCCAUCCAUGAAUGAAGGGGCAAAUCUCCAGCAGAUAAAAAGAACAUAUGGCAGAAAAAAAUAUCAUGAUAUGCAGCUGGUCUCCAGGCUUCCUCCAGAAGAUGGAUCUCCGUGCACGUCAGUGGUCCACGCCGGCUCUUUGAACGGCUCUGUUAAGCAGCCGGUGGCUUGUGGUUCUGCUACAUGCAGGACAAAGGACAACGUUGGCUCUGGUUUGGAGAUGAGAGAGAGAGUUCCUGUCAUAGUUCCUGUAGCACAGUACACUCAGAGGACAUCGUCAGCUCACAGCACUAAAAGCAGAAGGUCUGAGUUCUUCUGCGUGAAGAAAGAGACACCCAGUUAUCCUCCAGGAAGUCAAGAGGAAACUUGGCAGCUUCAGAUCCUUGCGAAAGGCAGAGUAACGUGUCCCAAGUGUAAACGUGUGUGCAGGAAAACAGUCGAGGGACUGAAGAAACACAUGGUGGCCUGCAAACUGCACGUGUUUAAAUGCACACACUGUGGGAAACAGCUGAAGACGUCGACUGGGAUGAAGUAUCACCUCAUGGCUGAUCAUAAUAAGCUGCCCACCCCAGACGAUGGACGUGGACUGGACGACCAUGCAACGAAAGAAAAAUUGCGCAAAGUGCUAAAACGCCUGGGAAAAUUAAAAUGUUCAAAAGAGGGGUGCACUGGCAGCUUUACUAGCAUAAUGGGCUACGUUUAUCACAUGAGGAAAUGCGGUAAAGCCGAGUCCGAGCUGGAGAAACUCUUAAUGAACUGCAAGCACUGUGGGAAGCCGUAUCGCUCCAGAGCGGGACUGGAGUAUCAUCUCAGAUCAGAGCACGGCCCGAAACCCCAACAGUCUGAUGCAAACGGCCAACAGGAAGAGAGCGCGGAGCAUGAAUCCAGCGGCAGAGCCAAACGCACAUCAGCCCAGGUGGCUAUAUUUCACCUGCGUGAGAUCGCCAACCAGGAGCUGUUCAAGGAGUGGCCCAAGAGGAAGGUGCAACAAGACCUAGUCCCUGAUGACAGGAAGCUCCGUUAUUCUCGUCCUGGAUUACCAGCCUUCAGCCAGGAGGUGCUGAGGAAGUGGAAGAAUGAAGUGAAACUGAACAGAAGAAUGCUGUGUCCCAACAAGGGCUGUGGCUGCUACUACACCAGUGUGUCGGGUCUGAAGGCUCAUCUGGGGCUCUGCACCCUGGGUAACUUUCACACUGGGAAAUACACGUGUCUGAUAUGUAAGAAGCAGUUCAACUCAGAGAGUGGAGUGAAAUACCACAUCAACUCUGUUCAUUCCCAGGACUGGUUUGUGGUCAAAUCCAAGGCCAAGAGUUUCUCCUCCAGCAAAAGCUCCAAGCCAAAGAAGCUUUGCACACCAAACCCAGCUCUGGUUUUCCCCCAGGAAGCUUGGCAGGAUACAGAAACUCCCGAGGAAGCAACCACCAGUGAGUCGGUAUGCGCGGAACAGCCGGAGAUGAAAACGAAAGAUGGGGAAAAGUGCAGGAAGUACGACCUGAGAGUGAAGAGGGAGAAAGCCUGCAGUGAAAGCCAGAGCAGUAGCAGUGGAAGUGAGAGCUCCAGCAGCGAGUCAGAAGCAGAGCUUCAAGAAGGGAGUGAUGCCUAAAGCUACACAAACCACAACCUUAACCUGAGAAAGCUGAGAAAGAACAUAAAACGCAAUCCACUAAAACUGUUUAGUGUUUAAAACUGUUUAUUUCCCUUUUCAACCUUUUUGAAAUAUCUGGUUUUUAGGUGGUUUCAUAUUACAGAUUCGUGAGUCAUUUGACAGUCAAAGGUGCCAAUACUUACAGUCAGGCUUCCAAACACAGGAAUAACAUUUGACAAAUACAGAGAUUACAUCAUCUAGAUGAGCUUAUGAAUUCGCAAACUUUUGUCUGAUUACUGUGGCCUUGAUGGCCUACGAACCUUCAGCUCCAGAGAGACAGCAAUGGACUUGUGUGAAAGUUGGUGUGUGUGUGUGUGUGUGUGUGUGUGUGUGUGUGUGUGUGUGUGUGUGUGUGUGUGUGUGUGUGUGUGUGUGUGUGUGUGUGUGUGUGUACAUGGAGUUAGUCACUAACACUAAGUUUGGGAGAACUGUAUGUUCAGGUGCUUUUGGGAAGUUUGUAUUUACGAGCAGAGAAGUCGUAAUUACGACGCCAUGUGUGCUUGAGUCAUUUUGGUCAGGCGAGAUGGAGAUCCUCUUAAUAACUACAGCAAACUUCUAAAAAAGAACAUGCAUAUGUUGUUUUGCCUUUUUAAGUUUUUAAUUUUUUCAGUUUAGUAAGCCUCUGUUAUAUCGUAAUCGUAUUUAGUGCAGGCGGUUAGCGCGAUUUAUUGUAAAAAAAAAAAAAAAAAAAAUUCUUCCCCUGUCCUGUUCUUCAGGCAUUUUCUUUCUGACACGCCCCUGAAUUAGAAACUCUGAGCUCAAAGAAAAUGAUGACUUCUUGGUGUACGUUCAACUCGUACAUUCGGCUAUGACGUUUUGUAUCUGUUGCUAGCAUGCCUUCUCCCUGACGUAGCAGUUCUACACGUUUAUAUAUGUAGAAUUAAAAUGGUGGUAAUGUCUUGGGUUUUAUUUAAAAAAAAAAAAAAAAUACAAUGCAGCAGAAUUUUUCAGAGUAUAUUUUUUCUCAAAAUAUUUCACUUGUUGAUUUACUUCCUGCACCAGUUCUCCAGUUUGUAGUAGCCACUAAUGUACCAAUCUGUACUGUGUAUAAACUGCUGCAUGUAUAGUUGUCUGUGUGCAUAUUCGAGCGCUUACGACUAGCCUUUUUUGUGUGAUGUUCCCCGUUCAUGCUGUAUUAGCUUUGACGUAUGCUCUUAUGGCAUCUCCAGUCCGUCUUGUUCUAGUUUGCACCACAGUGGACUGACCUCAGACUGAGGAACUAUAAUACACCUGACUCUAUAUUGUAAGGGGUUACUAGGGUUCAUGCAGGUCUAAUAUUUUAAGUGUAUAAACCUGACAGAACUUUGUGUCCAGGAUUUGAUUUUUAAUACAUGACUUUUUUUUUUUAAAUGUUAGACUGUAAGAUGGCUACAUAGACUUUGUUCAAGUGCUUUAUUAACCGAACCCUAAUAAAUGAUAUGAAAGUUGUAUAUAAAAGUAUACAGGUAUUUCAUUGAU
Messenger RNA from Tachysurus vachellii, 3771 nucleotides. It is a transcript of the gene znf512, whose product is annotated as zinc finger protein 512. The record is from RefSeq and is a predicted model, not a curated record. Gene Ontology annotation, molecular function: zinc ion binding. Bases 559 to 2271 code for a protein of 570 amino acids. The transcript has 15 exons. NCBI's taxonomy places the organism in Eukaryota, Metazoa, Chordata, Actinopteri, Siluriformes, Bagridae.